Messenger RNA from Astyanax mexicanus (Mexican tetra), 2017 nucleotides. RefSeq names its product probable polypeptide N-acetylgalactosaminyltransferase 8. The transcript is spliced from 11 exons. Gene Ontology annotation, cellular component: Golgi apparatus. Bases 18 to 1820 code for a protein of 600 amino acids. The record is from RefSeq and is a predicted model, not a curated record. NCBI's taxonomy places the organism in Eukaryota, Metazoa, Chordata, Actinopteri, Characiformes, Acestrorhamphidae.
UUCAUGCAACAAAAGUCAUGAGGCUGGGCUGGAUGCGAGCUCUGGUUUGGGCCCUGUUUGUUGCAGGAAUCGUUCUGUAUAUAGCCUCAGUUAGAAAGGACAUCUGGACUCAUGAGGAAUAUCUACAUCAAGCCCAGCAGGAGUUUUCUGAACUCAGCCAGGACAUGCUGCACAGGCUGAAUGGAAUAGAGUCUCGUAUGCAGGAAAUUGUCCAGUCUUUCCAUGGUCAGGGGAACAUGCUCACAGUCAGCCCUGCAGUGAAGAGGGAGAAGAAACCAAUUGGAAAUCUUUUCCCAAACUCCAAACUCUUUCAGAGCUGGCAUCCGGAGCUGUCGGAGGAAGAGCUGCGAGAGGCAGAGGAGCUGUUUCAGAGAUAUGGAUACAACGUGUUUCUCAGCGACCGGACCCCUUUGGACAGAAACCUGCCUGAGACUCGAGACCACAGGUGUUUAACCAAGAAAUAUCCAUCAGAUCUCCCAACCAUCAGUGUAGUUCUGAUCUAUCUGGAUGAGGCUCUGUCUGUGAUAAAAAGAGCCAUUUACAGCGUGAUCAACAGAACUCCUGUGCACUUGCUGAAGGAAAUCAUUUUAGUUGAUGAUGGAAGCUCCAAUGACGAUUUGCAAGAGAAGCUGAAUGCCUUUAUCAGUGUUCUCCACAAGACUAGACCAGGUCUGCUUAAGAAGGUGAGGCAUGCAGAGCAGAUGGGUCUGACUGAAGCACGUGUCUCUGGCUGGGAGGUAGCCACAGGGGAUGUGGUUGCUAUCUUAGAUGCACACAUUGAGGUCCAUGUUCAAUGGGCAGAGCCUCUACUUGCCCGUAUUCAGGCUGACCGCAGAUUGGUGCUGAGCCCAGUCUUUGAUAAAGUGAAUUUCUAUGACCUGGAAGUGACUCCAUAUCCACCUGCAGCUCAUGGAUUUAACUGGGCUUUGUGGUGUCGAUAUGAAGUCUUCAGACAGGAAUGGUAUAAUCGCAAUGAUUUAUCACUACCUGCCAAGAGUCCCUCUGUGAUGGGCAUUCUUGUGGUUGAUCGGCUUUUCUUUGGCGAGAUCGGAACACUGGACAGGGGAAUGAAAACAUACGGUGGGGAGAAUGUGGAGCUGGGUAUCCGGGUAUGGCUGUGCGGGGGCAGUAUUGAGAUCAUACCAUGCUCUAAAGUGGCUCACAUUGAGAGAGCACACAAGCCGUAUGCACGAAGCCUUGAUGAAGUGAUGAAAAGGAAUGCCCUCAGGGUGGCAGAGGUCUGGCUGGAUGAAUACAAAAUUAAUGUUAAUGCUGCCUGGGACCUUCCACCAAGGGACCAUGGCAUAGACAUUGGAGAUGUAUCGGAGAGGAAAAGACUGAAGGAGAGGCUGCAGUGCAAGCCUUUUAAGUGGUACCUGGAUAACAUAUAUCCCCAGCUAGAUCCAAUGGAUGACCUGAUUGGGUACGGUGUGCUAAUCAACAGUAUGAAGAAAAAUGCAUGUGUUGAUCAGGGACCCAUUGCAGAGAACACCCCCAUCCUAUAUGAAUGUCAUCACAAGUUUUCACAGGUUUGUAGCUACAGAAAUCGUGGAGAGAUCACUAUAGGGAUGGGUAUAUUUGAAAAAGAACGCUGUUUGGUGGAUCCUGGUUCAGGAAGACUGCCACUACUAAACAUAUGCUCAAAGCAGAAAAACCUUUACAAGUACUGGGAUUUCAAACAGGGGCAUGCUAUAAAGAACAGAGACACAGGCCGGUGUCUUGAAAUUGCUCUUGGGCCAGAUGGAUACCAUCAGCUGUACAUUCAGGACUGCAGUGGACAAAGGUGGAUGAUACAGUACAUUAUCAGAGAUGAAAUAUAGUCAAAUGUAGGGGUGUUAAAAUUGUUAUAUGUCAAAGUAUUGCUAUAUAUUACUUGUAACUCUGUACAUUUACAUUUAGAUUGCAUGUAAAUUUGUUUAUUGUUUAAACUCUGACCACUAGAAAGCAGUGUAGUACCAUGUUGUCAGAUCCCGCUGUUUAAUUGCAUAAACAAAAUAAAAUCAUUUUUAAAAUAGUU